Ylistrum balloti is the source of this 3181-nucleotide messenger RNA. RefSeq names its product isocitrate dehydrogenase [NAD] subunit alpha, mitochondrial-like. NCBI's taxonomy places the organism in Eukaryota, Metazoa, Mollusca, Bivalvia, Pectinida, Pectinidae. Gene Ontology annotation, biological process: tricarboxylic acid cycle; isocitrate metabolic process. The transcript has 11 exons. Gene Ontology annotation, molecular function: isocitrate dehydrogenase (NAD+) activity; NAD binding; magnesium ion binding. The coding region runs from base 9 to 1100 and encodes 363 amino acids. Gene Ontology annotation, cellular component: mitochondrion. The record is from RefSeq and is a predicted model, not a curated record.
GGUCAACAAUGGCUCGUCGGUUGCUGAGGAAAUUAAUUGUCGAUCUUCCAGCACGGGAUCAUGCAAUUCUGUCCAGGAACUUUUCAUCAGAGAGUCGCCUGGUGACCAUGAUUCCUGGAGAUGGAAUUGGACCAGAGAUCUCCGAUUCUGUUAAACAAAUAUUUAGUGCUGCAGGGGCACCUAUUCACUGGGAAGAUGUUGAUGUCACGCCAGUAAAAGGACCAGAUGGUAAUUUCCGCUUACCUCAGAAAAUUUUUGAGUCCAUGGAUAAAACAAAAGUUGGUCUGAAGGGUCCUCUAGCUACUCCUGUGGGUAAAGGUCACCAGUCCCUGAACUUGGCCUUAAGGAAAGCUUUUAAAUUGUAUGCCAAUGUUCGUCCCUGCAAGUCCAUAGAAGGAUACCAGACUCCCUACACAGAUGUGAAUUUGGUUACCAUCCGGGAAAACACUGAAGGAGAAUACAGUGGUAUUGAACAUGAGGUUGUAGAUGGUGUGGUACAGAGUAUUAAAUUGAUUACGGAAGACGCUUCUAGACGAGUGGCAGAGUAUGCUUUUAAAUAUGCUCGAGACAACAACAGGGACACUGUCACAGCUGUGCAUAAAGCAAACAUCAUGCGAAUGUCAGAUGGCCUUUUCCUUAAGUGUUGUCGGCAAGUGGCAGAGGAAAACAAGGAUAUCCGCUUCAGGGAGAUGUAUCUUGACACUGUCUGUUUAAAUAUGGUCCAAGAUCCCACUCAGUUUGAUGUUCUGGUAAUGCCAAACCUGUAUGGUGAUAUUCUCAGUGACCUUUGUGCUGGUCUAAUUGGAGGACUAGGGGUAACUCCCAGUGGCAACAUUGGGGAAAAUGGUGCCAUUUUUGAGUCGGUCCAUGGUACAGCACCAGAUAUUGCCGGCCAGAACAAAGCCAACCCAACUGCCCUUCUCCUCAGUUCUGUCAUGAUGCUGCGGUAUAUGGGUCUAUCAUCAUAUGGAGACAGGAUAGAAACAGCUGCCUUUGACGUGAUACGGGAGGGCAAGGCUCUAACAGGUGAUUUGGGUGGAUCAUCGACUUGUUCAGACUUGACCGAUGCCAUCUGUGAGAAAGUGCAAGCCUCGGGAUAAACAAUGCAAUAUCACAAGAUAUUAUUAUGAAAUUGUGUAGAAGACUUUCAAAGCAUUGUUUUAUCCUUAGAAGAAAUAUUUUGUUACUAAAAAUUAAAACUUGGUUUAUGAAUCAUCCUGAUCAGUCCUGUAAAUUUCUUUUCACGAAGUCAUGUUAUCACUAUUUUUUUUAUAUCAGCGACCAAGAAUGGCAGUGAAAUGGUUGUUUAGUAGAUGACAUCAUUUUUAAAAAAAACAAAGAAAAGAAACGGGUAAAAUUCUGUUUGUAACCUCCAUAUCUUCUUUACUAUUUUUUUGAACUAGGACAUUGAUCUACUUGUUAAGUAAGAUGUUGUGAAUGAAACUUUCAUAAUUUAUUUCAUUAAAGUGCUUUGUGUUCUUUCCAGUAUAUUUAUGUUUUGAAAUACAAAGGUAGUAUCAACAGUAUCUGGUUACUUGCAUUAACUUUACAUUGCAUUGGUUUUAAAACUAAGGAUUCAGAGAACAUUGAAUUCACAAGAACAAAGUGUCAAUUAACUUGACAAGUUUUAUUAAUAAUAUCCAUCAAUAAAAAGCAUGUCUCUCACUCUAGGAGUGACCAACUGCAGCUAUCAAAAGAUUAAAUCUAAAAGCCAUUUUCAAAUACAUGCUUAAAACCCUGUAUUUCUCUUUAAAACUUUUAAGUACCAGGGUAUAUUGCAUAAAAUAGCUUACAGUACGGAACUUCCUUCUGCGAUUUGAUUUUGUCAAAUAGUUGUACAUUACAAUUGAAAUUGCUAUAAUUGUUAUUUAGUUAUGUGUAAUGUGAUAGAUCUGAAACAUUUGAUUUGAUAUUAAGAUUAAAUGUGUUCAAAUUUAUUUAAUUUCCUUUAUACACUGUGUCUACAAUAUUGUGACUCCUAGCUAUAUAUAAGAUGUAUUCUACACAUUUGUGAAUAAUAAGAUCUUAAUAUUGUUAUGUUUUACUAUAGGUCAUUCAUUUACUGGCAUCUAUGCUUAUUCUUGCAGACAUAACAGAAUUUGUGCUCAUGCGCUUACAAAAUUGCAUAAAAGUUAUGCUUGGUAUUGCAACAAGGCUAACGAGAACUUAAGUGACAAUAAAUGUCAAAAUGUUAAUGAACUCAUAAUUUCUUUGUAAAUUGGUCCAGAAACUUUAAUAAUUCUAAAACUUUGUAGAUUUUAAAGGUAUUAUCAAAAGAAACUUCCAGCAAAAGUUUAUGUUCUCAACAGAAUGAAAUCAUUUGAAUUUUGAAUCCAAUGUUUCAUGUUAAGAAAGGUGAAUUUCAUUUUCUUCAAUAUGAAAUACUGUUUUGAAAUACAUAUAUUGAUAUUUCUAAAAGAAAAACUUCUGCUUUAUAUAAUUUAAGUGAUUUUUAGUUUCCAAUCUUUGAGCUAAACAUCCUUCAGUAUUUUUAUCUGGUUCCAAAUACAAAUUAAUAUCAACAGGAUCUAAGCAUUUUGUAAAUCAAACUGUAUACAUGUACCAUGAAAUAUUCAAACUUAUCUAGGUAUACAGUAUUUUUAUGUAGGAAGAACAUGAGAUAUCUUUUACAAGUACAUACAUAUAAUAUAAUAAUGUAUUUCAUGUGUCAAUAUUUGCCUUGCAUAAUAUAUCAAUAUAUUAUUUUGGAGAUAUGUACUGUGCACAAAUGCACAUUAAUAACUAACAUCAUACAAUUUAUUUCAGUACAUUUCAUGCGGAAUAUGUGUUCACAUAAAUAAUAUCAGUUAAAAGGUACAAAAACAUGUUAUAUAUUAUGAAUUUUAACAAACAAUUUACGAGAACUACUUUUAUCUUAUCCGUUAUUCGCCAUAAGCCAUAUCAAGUAUGCUAGGGUAUACAAGAAGUAUUGUUACAUCUCGGUGUACAGCAAUGUUAUUGUUCAGAAAAAAUGGUCACUCUACUGCAGUUGUUUGGAGAUUAGUGUUAAUGAUGUAGUAACCACAUGGUUGUGGUUUUAUCCCUAAAUAUUGGAGAGUUUAUUAUGUUGAUUAUUGUAUAACAGUAUUUAUAGUGUCAGUUCUCGUAAAGUUACUUUGCAAUAUGUUAUAAUUUGAACAUGUUUGUUAGAUCUCCUCUUCAAUAAAUCCUUGGUAGUAAA